Messenger RNA from Puntigrus tetrazona (Sumatra barb), 2486 nucleotides. It is a transcript of the gene shdb, whose product is annotated as Src homology 2 domain containing transforming protein D, b. Gene Ontology annotation, molecular function: phosphotyrosine residue binding. Bases 450 to 1703 code for a protein of 417 amino acids. The transcript is spliced from 8 exons. The record is from RefSeq and is a predicted model, not a curated record. NCBI's taxonomy places the organism in Eukaryota, Metazoa, Chordata, Actinopteri, Cypriniformes, Cyprinidae.
UGCGAAGACCUCCCCUUUAAACGCCACAGCUCUCUCGCUCGCUCGCUGCCAGACGCGUUCGGGCGAGCGUUGCUGUUCUCCUCAUAUAUUCUUCUCGCCCGUUCCCCAGCCGCGCGCGCGCGUUCUUCCUCGCGCGCGCAACACUGUAGCGUUCGCGAGAACCGCGUCCGGACUUCCACGAUCAUUUAGCGCCGAGAUCAAAAGCAGGUGUCUUUGCUGUCCAUGGACCACCUGUAAAUCCAGGUCGGCUUCUCCGGGGAUCGACCUCGUUUGAGGACCGCAGUUGUGCCUGAAGCAUGAGUUCAGUGCAUUAUUUCCAUGGCAGUCUGCUUAGUUUGUGGAUAAACUUAUAAUCUCAUCCGCAGUCUAGAUCCCUGGCCUCGUUGUAGGUCAGCGUAGGACCCUUUGAGGACCGUUGGAGUCUUUGUGUCCUUCACCAACAGGAAAGAAUGGCAAAGUGGUUGAAGGACUAUUUAAGUUUCGGGAGCAAGCGAGUCCCCCCCCAACCGCCCAAACCUGACUACAGCGAGAGUGAGAUAUUGAAGGCAUACCGCGCUCAGAAGAACCUUGACUUUGAAGACCCUUAUGAAGACUUCGAGAACAGAGCCAGAAUCGACAACGGGUCGACCGAAACGUCCCACUUGGGCUUUGGCUCUCCUCUGAAAUCCUCUAGUCUGGAUAUCAAGGUUGUGUCGCCCAAGCAUCGCCUUAUAAAGGUGGACUCGCAAGACCUGGGACGAAGCAAGAUUCUCUUAAGCUCUGUGUCUUUAGAGGAACCAACAGAUCCGGUGGUUCCUUCAGCUCCAGUCAUGGGAGACACCGACUACUCCGACCCAUUCGAUGCCCGUUUGGACCCGCGUCCCGAAACCGCUCAAGGCCCGAUCACCCCUGAGAACAACGGCUACAUGGAGCCCUAUGAGGCCCAGAAAGUGAUAACCGAGCUGCAGAGGAGAGCUGGAGGUGGAGCGGGAGGCUGGGGGAGAGGGGAGGUCCAGCUCUAUGACACCCCAUAUGAGGAGCGCGUCCCGGGGCAGCCGGAUCUGCCUGAGGAGGGGAGGGAGAGCAGGCUCCCGCAGGACGACGACAGGCCCGCUGACGAAUACGACCAACCGUGGGAAUGGAAGAAGGAACACAUUUCCAAAGCUUUUGCAGAUAUGAAAGAUCUGACCGAGCUGCCGUGGCCUCCUCCGGUCGGACAGCUGGAGGAGGAGCCCAUCUGCGGUGAGCAAGUGCAGUUCGAGGGUGCUGAGUGGGAUCGUUCCUGUUCUCCCACAGAGCGCCUGAGGUGUCCCAGGCCUCCGCCAACCACAGGGAGCAUGAAGCUACGCAAGCCAAGCGAACCUCAUUCCAUGAUCGGCGAGAGAGUGGAUCCCACCCUGCCCCUGGAGAAACAAGUAUGGUAUCACGGCUCUCUCUCGCGCUCUGAGGCCGAGUCUCUACUGACCCUCUGUAAGGAGUGCAGUUAUUUGGUACGAAACAGCGAGACCAGUCGCUUGGACUACUCUCUCUCUCUGAGGAGCUGCCAGGGAUUCAUGCACAUGAAGUUCAGCCAGUCAAAAGACGGCCGCUAUAUCCUGGGCCAGAACAGCCCUCCGUUCGACACCAUCCCAGAAGUGAUCCACUACUACACCACACACAAACUCCCCAUCAAAGGAGCCGAACACUUGUCCUUGCUCUUCCCUGUGCUGGUUCAGACUCUCUGAUUGGUCAGAGCACUGUCAUGGGUGGAAAAAAACAGCCAAGGGAUUUGCCGUUGGAUAUGAAGAGUUCUUCGACAAAAUCAGCAUCAACGUAUACAAACGUGCAUUUAAUAGUACAACAGCAUCUGAUUGAGGACAUCAACUUCUAAAAUGGACACAUCAGGUCAAAUUACAGUUAGAUCUGUUCACACGCUAUUUCACGUUCUUGUUAAUAACACUUUUCCAUCUCAUCGAAUGAAACGUACCAGACUGGUGGCAGCGAGACCUGUUGCUUGUCUUCAGUCGGUGUUAUUCUCCGCUUGGACGGUGGAUUAGCCACCGCUAAUGUUUAUUGAUCGAUUAGCAUCCUCUUAGGACGAGCAGACGGGCCUCUGUAUUUUUAUAGCUGCUGUAAAACACACUUCAAUGUGACCGUUUAUGACUAUCUGCUCUUUAAAGUUUGUAAAGCUUUUGGUUGUAGUAAAGACCCCUGAGACCACACACAAAUGUUUGGCUUGCUCUAGACAAUAGUCCUCAAAAAGACUUUAUAGUUCUUACAUUGUCUUUGUCACGGUUGCUGGCCGUAGAUCAGUGCAUGUUGGCAGCUUACGUUGAGGACAGUAGCUGAUUCUAACUGAUAAAAAAAAAAAAAAACUCGAUGUGAUGUUUGAAUCAUGAUUAUUUGCAGAGAUGUUCCUGUAAUUGGAAUAUUAGGUCACCAAUACCAUAAAAUGCUGAAAAUGUGUUUCUGUAGCUGCUGUUUUAAACUGGUUUACAUGUGUUCUAUAAUAAAAUUUCUAAAAAGAG